GCAGUCGUAUUUAGUGCCAUACAUUUUCGUUUUAGUAAUAAAAUGAACGUCCCCACUGCAACAAUACUGUUGUUUGUGGUCCCGUUGAUCCAUCACGCUCAGUUAAUAAUAUUCAAUCGAACGGACGACGAUACUUCGAAUGAAUCCAACGACAGUUCCCGAGAAGAAAAUACUAAAGAAAGGUUUGUCAAUGGAUCCGAAUUGACUUUCCUCUAUUGGAACUCUAUUCUUGGAAAUGAUAGGCCAAUAGAAAUUGAAUUCGGUAAAGAAUUCAGUGUACUUGAUUAUUGGAUUGACGGUUUCCCUUUAAAAGCCAUUACUCACGGAUGGCUUUCGUCUGACGAUAAUUGCUCUGGAGUGUUUACCAUUAAAACUGCUUAUAUCGACACCGGAGGGUACAACGUUUUCUCGGUGGAUUGGAGCCAUAUCUCAAAAGAUAUUAUUUAUAGCACACCGGCUAUUCUGACCUUAUCCGUGGGUAUUGUAGUUGCUGAAUUUUUUGAACGUGUGGUCGCAUACACAGGAAUAUACCCGUCAGACGUACACUUAAUAGGUCACAGUCUCGGUGCCCACGUCAUGGGGUCUUGUGGCUCUAAUUUUAAACUGGGGAAAAUUGGCAGGAUCACUGGCCUGGAUCCAGCCCGCCCGGGCUUUAUGCCUAUUCCUUUGCAGAAAGAACACUUGAAUAAAGACGAUGGAGAGUUUGUGGACGUGAUACAUACGUCUGGAGGAACUUUAGGUUGUAAGGAGAGUUUGGGUCACGUCGAUUUCCAUCCCAACAGCGGAAAAGCGCCACAACCGGGAUGUGGUAUCUUAAUAUUAGACUCCAUAAUGAACAGUCAUUCGAGAUCGUAUGAACUCUAUGCAGAUUCUGUGUACUAUAGAAGAUCUUUAGUCGCAACACAAUGUGAUUCGUGGUCGGACUUUAAAUCAAACAAAUGUGAAAACAACAUUAAAAUUUUUAUGGGACACGACGCAGGGGAGUAUACUAGUGUUCGGGGUAAUUUCUACUUGAAGACCAAUGGAUCGAGUCCUUUUGCAUGUUUCGUGAGGAGUGUUAUGCGUUUUGUACAAAAAGCGGUCAUCAGAUGGGAUGGGUUUGAUCAAAAAUACAUACAAAUGUUGUCCGUCAACGAUAAAAAUGUGGACAUCCAAUAUUGGAAUUCGAAUCUUGGUGACGACAAAUCGAUAAAAAUAAAAUUCGAUCAUGAGUACAAAAUAUUAGAACAUUGGAUUCCGGAUUUGCCUUUAAAAGUGAUCAUACAUGGAUGGCUCGACUCUAUCGUACACAAGGAUGGCGUGUUUUGUAUCAAAACAGCUUACAUAAAUGUCGGAGGAUAUAACGUGAUAACCGUGGAUUGGGGUGGUAUAGCAGGAAAUCGGAAUUACAUGUUGCCGAUGUUGAUGACAUCAAAAAUAGGUGCCAGACUGUCCAAGGUGUUGGACAAUAUCGUGGAUCUCGGUAUAAUGAAUUCGGAGGAUAUACAUCUGAUCGGUCACAGUCUCGGGGCCCACAUUGCUGGCGUGUGUGGGUCUCUGAUAAAGUCGGGAAAAAUCGGCCGGAUAACGGGUCUCGAUCCGGCCGGACCGGGCUUUGAGUUUGCAAAGUUGCAGAAAAAAGGACUGAAAAAAACUGACGCUCUAUUUGUUGACAUUAUCCACACAUCCGGUGGUUCCACGGGUAUUUAUCACUCGGCGGGUCAUGCAGACUUCUUCCCGAACGGCGGCACCGUACCUCAAUCGGGCUGUUACGACGGUAUGCAGAUUGAAAGGAUAAUCGGACUCGUUGGUUGCAGUCACUCUAGGGCAUACAUGCUGUACGAAGACUCGGUCUACCAUGCCAAUUCGAUGAUGGCGGUCAAGUGCAAAUCUUGGAAUGAUUACGUAGAAGAAAAGUGCUACGGUAACACUUCAACGCCGAUGGGACACGGCACUUCAACUAAGGUGAGAGGUGAUUUUUAUUUGAGGACUAAAGGUGAGGCUCCUUUCGAUGCUUCCGAAAUACCAAAAGAAGACCUCUAAAAUUAUGUCCUCUUGAUACCACUAAUGACGUUCAGAAACCAUGAACGAGCAGUAAAGACAUUCGAUUUGUCAACAUUUCAAGUUAAGAUUAACAGCAAUUUUGAUUUAUAAUUAGUACAAAGCAUAAAUUAUUAAUAAUUUUAAGUAAUAUUUCAAGGAGUCUAAUAUUUUAGUCGUAUUGUAAAUCGAUUUGAAUUAUUAUUAAUAAUUGUGUUAUUAUUUAUGAUUUUUAAUGUAAUUUAUUAUGAUUGUUAUUUAAAGUAAAUGGCUUAAUUUUCUGUUAUUUUUGUUAAACAUAUUUAAUGAAUUUAUUUAUAUAAGUUGUUAAUAAAUUUGAAUACCUAUAUUCUAUAAUGAAA
Messenger RNA from Aphis gossypii (cotton aphid), 2381 nucleotides. RefSeq lists its product as uncharacterized. The transcript is spliced from 13 exons. Gene Ontology annotation, molecular function: lipase activity. The record is from RefSeq and is a predicted model, not a curated record. Bases 43 to 2022 code for a protein of 659 amino acids. NCBI's taxonomy places the organism in Eukaryota, Metazoa, Arthropoda, Insecta, Hemiptera, Aphididae.